AUGGCUGACUUAAGUUUCUACGUUGGAGUCAUAGGUAAUGUAAUAUCAGUCCUUGUCUUCCUCUCCCCUGUGGAGACGUUUUGGAAGAUCGUGAAACGGAGAUCGACGGAGGAAUACGAGUGUUUACCAUACAUUUGUACAUUGUUGGGUUCGUCGUUAUGGACAUAUUACGGAAUUGUGACACCUGGAGAAUACUUGGUUUCUACUGUCAAUGGCUUUGGUGUUCUUGCUGAAUCUAUCUACGUUCUCAUUUUCCUCUUCUUUGUCCCCAAACCAAGAUUCUUGAAAACAAUUGUAUUGGUUCUGGUUCUGAACGUAAUUUUCCCAGUUAUAGCGAUUGGGGGAACAAGAAUUGCGUUUGGAGAUGCGAAAGCACGUUCUAAUUCUAUUGGUUUCGUAUGUGCUACUCUCAACGUUAUCAUGUAUGGUUCUCCUCUUUCCGCUAUUAAAACGGUUGUGACGACGAGGAGUGUGAAGUACAUGCCGUUUUGGCUGUCGUUUUUCCUCUUUCUAAACGGCGCGAUUUGGGGUUUCUAUGCUUUGCUCAUGCACGAUAUUUUCCUAUUGGUGCCAAAUGGAAUGGGGUUUUUGCUUGGGACAAUGCAACUCCUAAUUUAUGCGUUUUACAGAAAUGCCAAACCAAAUCUAGAAGAUGAAGAAGAAACCCUCGUACCAAGCCAACCUCUCCUUGGUUAA
Arabis nemorensis is the source of this 696-nucleotide messenger RNA. NCBI's taxonomy places the organism in Eukaryota, Viridiplantae, Streptophyta, Magnoliopsida, Brassicales, Brassicaceae. The record is from the annotation of a GenBank genome assembly.